AUGAAAAUCACUCUCUUCCGUGGCUGGCAAGAUACAGGAUACUAUGUAAGGUCUCCAUUUGUUACCAAAAUUGAAUUUCACUUCCGCCAAGCCAACGUGAAGUACAUCCUAGACGGCGGCUCCCCCCGAUCAGCACCAAAAGGGAAGAUACCAUAUAUCUCAGUACACGAUGAGGGGUCGUCUCCUUUUCUGCUUGCCCAUUCCGCACUCGUUACAGCAGCCUUAGUGGAAUCAGAUAUUCUACCCGAUCUCAACUCAUCAUUGGAGCCAGCAGCAAAAACUCAAGAUAUGGCGAUUCGUGCUCUUCUUGAGGACAAGCUAUAA
This is a messenger RNA of Botrytis porri, 324 nucleotides long. RefSeq lists its product as uncharacterized. NCBI's taxonomy places the organism in Eukaryota, Fungi, Ascomycota, Leotiomycetes, Helotiales, Sclerotiniaceae. The transcript has a single exon. The coding region runs from base 1 to 324 and encodes 107 amino acids. The record is from RefSeq and is a predicted model, not a curated record.